GCACACACACAUACAAGUAUAUAUAAUACUCAUACACACUGGCUGUGAGAGCGCGAGCUCGGAGUGAGGCGCAUAGAGGUAUUACAAGUGAAGUUUUUAUUAACGCCUUUAAUUCUUUUCUUUUUAAUUCUAAUCUCUGUAAACUAGCUCACUCUCAGACUGUGGUUUCUGAACGCUGAGAAGAGGAAGAUCGUCUCGUUUUUUAGUCUUUAAUGAGUCUGUGGGGAAAUUAAGCGUGUAUCUGGGCGCGAGCGGCAUCCUGACUGAGUUUAUGUGGAAAGAUUUACCAAGUGACCCGAGUUUACAUUUCACCCGAACAGCAGUAUGUUUUCCUGGGCGAACAAGGACGGGAAGAAGAAAGAUCCGGAGCUGUUCCAGACGGUGGCGGACGGUCUGAAGCGGCUUUACCGGACAAAGUUACUGCCGUUAGAGGAGGCGUACCGCUACCAUGACUUUCAUUCUCCGGCUCUGGAGGACGCGGACUUCGAUAACAAGCCCAUGGUGCUGUUAGUGGGACAGUACUCUACCGGGAAGACCACCUUCAUCCGUCACCUGCUGGAGCACGACUUCCCCGGCAUGCGGAUCGGACCUGAGCCCACCACCGACUCCUUCAUCGCGGUGAUGCACGGAGAGCAGGACGGGCUCGUCCCCGGAAACGCGCUGGUGGUGGACCCGAAAAAACCGUUCCGCAAACUCAACGCCUUCGGAAACGCUUUUCUCAACAGGUUUGUGUGUGCUCAGCUGCCCAAUCCUGUGCUGGAGAGUAUCAGCAUCAUUGACACACCGGGAAUUCUGUCUGGAGAAAAGCAGAGGAUCAGUCGUGGUUAUGACUUUGCAGCAGUGCUGGAGUGGUUUGCAGAGCGAGUUGACCGGAUCAUUCUGCUGUUUGAUGCCCACAAGCUGGACAUUUCGGAUGAGUUCUCUGAGGUGAUUCGUGCAUUGAAAAACCACGAGGACAAAAUGCGCGUGGUUCUCAACAAGGCUGAUCAGAUUAGCACGCAGCAGCUCAUGCGGGUCUAUGGCGCCCUCAUGUGGUCUCUUGGGAAGAUAGUGAACACUCCUGAGGUGCUGCGCGUCUACAUUGGCUCCUUCUGGGCGCAGCCACUGCUGGUGGCUGAUAACCGUCGACUGUUUGAGGCCGAACAGCAUGACCUGUUCAGGGACAUCCAGAGUUUACCGCGCAAUGCCGCGCUGCGCAAACUCAACGACCUGAUCAAGAGAGCUCGCCUUGCCAAGGUGCAGGCAUACAUCAUCAGCGCCUUAAAGAAGGAGAUGCCAAACAUGUUUGGUAAGGAGAAUAAGAAGAAAGAUCUGAUUGCUAAUUUGGGAGAGAUCUAUGCCAAGAUCGAGAAGGAGUAUCAGAUUUCUCCUGGGGAUUUCCCCAAACUCUCUAAAAUGCAGGAGCUGCUGGUGUCCCAGGACUUUGCUAAGUUCCAGGCUCUGAAGCCAAAGCUACUUGAGUGUGUGGACGACCUGCUGGAGAACGACAUUGCAAAGCUCAUGACGUUGGUGCGGCAGGAGGAGUUGUCCACGCCCACUGCUGCAGUGCAGGGCGGGGCCUUUGAGGGUGUGUCAGUGGGACCUUUUGGUGGUGGUUACGGAGAGGGUGUGUCUGAGGGCAUUGAUGAGCUGGAGUGGGUGGUGCAGAAAGACAAGCACACCUACGAUGAGAUAUUCUACACACUGUCACCCGUCAACGGCAAAGUGUCUGGCGCCAUGGCCAAGCGCGAGAUGGUCAAGUCCAAACUGCCCAACACUGUGCUUGGAAAAAUCUGGAAACUUGCUGACGUUGACCAGGACGGUUUCCUGGAUGACGAGGAGUUUGCCUUAGCUAAUCAUCUCAUCAAGGUGAAGCUUGAAGGUCAUGAGUUACCUGCAGAGCUGCCUUCUCACCUGGUGCCUCCAUCCAAACGCGCUCAGUAGAGCUCACAGCCGAAACCUGACUAACCCCCUAAACCACUAAACCCUAAACCAUAACCACUAAGCCCUAAAGCAUUAGUCAGUAAGAUCUAGAACAAGCCCUAAACACUAAGCCCUAAACACUAAGCCCUAAACACUAAGCCCUUUGCAGACCACCCUAACCCUCAGUGAACAGCCUUCACUGGUGAUUCAUGUGUCAUGGUUAGAGCUGCAUGUGUUGGUUUCCCUACACACUGCACACUGAUUAAUAAUAAUUAAUGUUAGCAUUAUUAAUUUGAUUCACUGCUGUAGGCAAAUAAACACCUGCAGUUACAGUUAUAAUAAAAUACUGUGUUUUCCUUCUGUCUCUGUUUUGCCCAAAAUCCACACACACACUCCAUCACUUUCAUUCUCUCCCUCUCUCUCUGUCUCUGUCUCUCUCUCUCUCUCUCUUGGACACACACUCGCACACACUCACACACACUCGCACUGUUAUUUAGUAUUUGAUUAUUUGCAUUAUUAAUGUUAUUUUUAUAUAACAUGCUUUACACAGCAGAAUUCUCUGUGUGUGUGUGUGUGUGUGUGUGUACACACUGAACAUGUGUAAAAAAACAAAUGCCUGGACCAGCUGCAGUCUGUUAAAUUUUCCAUGACUCCAUUUAAAUGUUUAUUAAGUAUGUUCACAUUUACUGUUUGUCAACAUCUAAUAAAAUAAAGAUUCAUCACCGUA
This is a messenger RNA of Hemibagrus wyckioides, 2629 nucleotides long. It is a transcript of the gene ehd1b, whose product is annotated as EH-domain containing 1b. Gene Ontology annotation, biological process: endocytosis; endosomal transport. The transcript is spliced from 5 exons. Gene Ontology annotation, molecular function: calcium ion binding; GTP binding; protein binding. Gene Ontology annotation, cellular component: cytoplasm; plasma membrane. Lineage: Eukaryota; Metazoa; Chordata; Actinopteri; Siluriformes; Bagridae. The record is from RefSeq and is a predicted model, not a curated record. Bases 325 to 1923 code for a protein of 532 amino acids.